Molecule: messenger RNA, 2532 nt
Organism: Paramecium tetraurelia
Lineage: Eukaryota; Ciliophora; Oligohymenophorea; Peniculida; Parameciidae
Exons: 3
Source: RefSeq, a predicted model, not a curated record
AUGUUUAAUAAUAAAUCAAAAAAGCCUUCUUUGUUGUAUGUUGAAUGUAAAUCAAGAGAUAUAUCAAGAAGAAAUUCGAGGAUUAGUGAUUUGCUUAAUGAUACUAUGAACAAGGAAAAUUCAAAUUAUUAAUCCACCUAUAUUCCAAACACUGCAAAAAAGAUUGAUAGAACUGUAGGAAGUUUGAACAAGAUGUAUAAACAAGCAAUUUAAGAUCAAUAAAAUUUGUAGGAAUAAGCUUCUAUGUUGAUGGAAGACUUGAAUGGGAAGUUAUUGUAAAGAGCAGAAUUGAUUGGUCAAGUCGAAGAAAUGGAGGAAUUAAUAGAAUUUCAUAAAUUACAUAGUAAUUUUGAGUUUACAUUCGCAACUAAAAUAGAAUAGUUAGAUCUACAAAUCUAAUAGUUAAAAAAAUCAAGUUCAUUUAAAUUGUCAGGCAACACAGCAGAUUUGAUACGAGAUAGAGAAUAAUAACAUAGAGCAUUAAAGGAGAAAAUUCAUUAAGAAACCAUAAUUGCUAUGACAACUUAUUUGUAACAGUGGGGUCAUUAAUUCGAGGCUAUCAAGAAUUAGUAUGGAAAUGAAGUUUAUCACCAGGUUCUUAAAGAGCAAGAACUGCAAAUCAAUCAAUUAAUAUCACAACAAUAUAAUAAAAAAAUUUAAGGUAUUAUCUUAAUACUCAGAAAUCAAGAGAAAUUGGAAAAGGCUAUUCAGCAAAAUAUUGAAUAUGUCGACAAUUCAUUAAAUGAAGACAUUUAUUCAAUUAAAUAAACAAUGAUCCAAAAGAAACAGUUAGUCCAAAAUAUUAAAAAUAACCUUUUAGAAGAAGAUUAAUCUAAAUUUUAAUUGUAAAAAAGAGUGGAAGUUCUUGAACAAGAGAAUUUAUAAUUAGAAUAAUAAUUAAAUGAAAUUACAAUGAAAAAAGAUCUUUACUAAUAAGAAAUCUUGAAUAAGCAGAAAACAGAAGAAAUAUAUAAUGAAAUACUAACAGGAUUUGAUUGCUUAUCUUAAAUUGAUAAUGAUGAUCAAAAAAGUGAUACUAGUAAUUCUUAAAUUAAAAGUUGUACAAAUAUUUUAAGCAAUAUCAAUAAAUAAACCAAGAAGGUGCUAAGUAAUCAUUUAAAUAAGGAUGAUUCAUUGCAUUUUAGUCAACUUCAACAAUAUUUAUAAAUAAAUAGUAUUGAUGGAGAGACAAACUCAAAAUGUUCAUCAGCGUGUUAACUAUCUGCAGAUGAUUCAUUGUUAUAACAUUUUAAUGAAUUAAAUUUAACAUUACUUCAGUCAGAAAAAACAAAAAAUAAUUAAUGCAAUAUGCCUUUGUAGUAGUAGUAGUAGUAAUAGUAGUAAUAGUAGUAAUAGUAGUAAUAAUAAUAAUAAUAAUAAUAAUAAUAAUAAUAAUAAUAAUAAUAAUAAUAAUAAUAAUAAAUUUAAUACAAUUAUUACAAUUAAAAGAAUCCCUCCAUAGAAAACUAAACUUAAUAAAUUGAUUUUAUUAGAUUAUAAACAAUCACUGAAGAAUAAUUAAGCUCAAAAAGAGAAAAAUCAAGAAUGGAAUAAUCUACAAAAAUUAAUACAACUCCUAUUCAUUAAAAUGGUUAAAAUUACUUAAAUUUACAUAAAGUUUAAAUUGUUGAUAAUUCAUCAUAAAGCACAGGUGCUCCAUUAUCUGAUUAGACAAAACGUUUUACAAAUAGGUUAGGCUCUUCCUAAUUAUAAGUGUCUAACUAUAAUGAAGUCACUUAGAAAUAAAUUUCAAUACCAUCUCCAUACAUGCCAUUAUUUUUUCACAAUCAAGCAUCAAAUCCAUCGACUUAAAAGAGUUAGAAACCUUAAGUUUUUAAAUUUAAGGAAUAAAAUUCAUUAUCUGAAUAAAUACAAAAGCAUAAAAAGUCAAAAUCAUUUGAUUCAACUUCAAAUAAAGAAAUCUAAUAAAAAUAAUUAUUUUGUAAUGUUUCAGCAAACAAUGGACAAACCUAUUAUAAUUCAAAGGACUCCUAAUAUCUCUCAAACAAAUCUAAUAAUUUGGUUCCGAUAGAGUACGAAAUACUCAAAAUAACUAAGCCUUUACAAAAGGGCGUAAUGAUCUUCAAGAGGUUUAAUUCUACUAAACCUAACUUAACUAAAAUGGAAUUCGAUCCAUUUACUUGUUAAAAUCCAAGCAUUUGCGGAUAUUGUCCUAGAAUUAUGACCUUGUCGUAGAAUUUGGAUAAGAUUGAAUUCAAAAACUAGAUGAGAGUUAAUCAAGUUGAUUCAAUUUUAUAAUUGGAUUAAAUAAUGAGAGUAAUUAUUCCAAAGACUAUUCUACAGAGUAUUCAAAUAAAGAAAUAGAUAUAGAAUAAAUUUAUUUUAAGUCAAGAAGAGAGGAUUGUUAGUGGAAUAGUAUAUUGGCCUAUGUCAAUCAUUACUUAAAAUGACGGUAGGAUCGAAUUAUUGUUUGACAAUGAGGAAAUAUUGGAACAAUGGUAAACAAGUCUUAUUUUUCUCAAAGAUAACAUUAAAACACUUUAAAUCAUCAAUAAAAAAUUAAAAAAAUGA